GCAGCGCAACACCUCUAUUGUACACUGGUCCUUCUCAGUUUUUGAAAACGCGAAAAUAAUGCUAUUUUACUCGUUUUUCAAGACGUUAAUAGAUACCGAGGUUACGGUAGAGCUUAAGAAUGACAUGUGUAUCCGUGGAGUUCUAAAGUCUGUUGACCAAUUCUUAAAUGUAAAGUUGGAGAAUAUUUCUGUCACGGAUGUUCAAAAAUACCCUCACUUGGCCGCUGUAAAAAAUCUAUUUAUCCGUGGAAGUGUCGUUCGUUAUGUUCACAUGUCAAGCUCUCAUGUUGACACAAUUCUGCUGGCUGACGCUUGUCGUCGUGACUUGGCCAACAGUCGUCGUAUGUAGGGAAGGUUCCCUUUCUUAAUGAAAAAUGUUACGAGGGAGAAGAGGGGACUAUGAUUGAGAGUGUGAGAGUGGCUGUAGUGAAC
Molecule: messenger RNA, 432 nt
Organism: Schizosaccharomyces japonicus yFS275
Lineage: Eukaryota; Fungi; Ascomycota; Schizosaccharomycetes; Schizosaccharomycetales; Schizosaccharomycetaceae
Product: U6 snRNP-associated protein core protein
Exons: 3
Coding region: 59-349 (96 amino acids)
Biological process (GO): mRNA processing; mRNA splicing, via spliceosome
Cellular component (GO): U6 snRNP; Lsm2-8 complex; U5 snRNP
Molecular function (GO): poly(U) RNA binding; RNA binding; U2 snRNA binding
Source: RefSeq, a predicted model, not a curated record